Messenger RNA from Meloidogyne enterolobii, 222 nucleotides. NCBI's taxonomy places the organism in Eukaryota, Metazoa, Nematoda, Chromadorea, Rhabditida, Meloidogynidae. The record is from the annotation of a GenBank genome assembly.
AUGGUGGCUAUUAUUUAUCUACAAUAUUCAUCACCUCCAAAUUUUAAAUUAAACGAACGAGCAGAAAAUGUUGAAAUUAAUGAAUUAAAUGGAGUUAAAUAUACAAAAUACGAACUUUCGAAUAUUUACAAACCAAAAAUAAGAUUCUCAUUUUGCAAUGAAGUAAGUGCUGAUGGAGCGCGUUUUUUUGUUAAAAUUAGAAAAAUUAAGAAGUUGAAGUAG